Molecule: messenger RNA, 1387 nt
Organism: Brassicogethes aeneus
Lineage: Eukaryota; Metazoa; Arthropoda; Insecta; Coleoptera; Nitidulidae
Source: the annotation of a GenBank genome assembly
UUAAAUUUGACGUCUACCACUAGGGUUAUUUUGAAAAUAACUUAGUUCCCUAGUUUUUAGAAUAUUUCACAACAAUAACAAGCACGUAUUAGGUUUAAAAAAUGAGUUCACAUGUAGACAAUUUUCCAGUUUUUGUGUUUCCAAAUUCCUUGAAAUUCUAUUUGUUAAGUAGAGAAACGCACAAGCAACUUUUAACUUUGUACAAUCCUGCAGACGUUCCUGUGAGAUUUCGAGUGCUAUGCACAGCUCCAACAAAAUACCAUGUCAUGGACCCCGAAGGAAGUAUCGGACCUGCAUCAUGUGUUGAUUUUGUUGUUAGGCAUACAAUGCCAUCACAAAGUAAUUGCAAUGUGACUGAUAAAUUUAAAAUAGCUUUAUUAAAUUAUACAACUAAACAGACACUAGGCAAAAAAGUAGUUGAUGCUAUUCUUAUAAAUGGGGAAAAAAAUAGUGGAGACAGAGAAAUUUCCAGUGGAUGUUUUAGUGACCGAACUAGUUUAAAUGAUGACCAAAGAAGUAAUUUUUCCAGUGUAUCUUAUGGUACUAGAACUGCAACUCCGUCAAGAAAAGUAAGUUAUAUUACUGCAAUAAUCUUAGGAAUAGUUUGUGUAAACAUGUUGCUGUUACCAACAAAAAUGGAGGAACACACACCUUCAAAUCUACCUGAUUACUUGCAUAUUAGUGCAAAUUUGAAAAUUGUGGCUGCAUAUGUUCUAGGAAUAGUUACUAUAGUUCUGUUUGGAAAUGUCGGAUAAGUUUUUAGUUAGGUAAUUUAAUUAUUUUUUAAAUAUUUUUUUGGGGCACAAGGGCAGCUUUUAUUUAUGACAUAUCAUCAGUUUUUGUAUUAUUUGUCAUGAAUAUAUUUAUGAUUAUGGGUUAUUCUUGAUUCUCAUUUAACAUUUAGACUAACUUACCAGUCUAAUAAUUUAAUUUUGCAAUAUAGGUAUAAAAGCCAAUAAUAUUACUACAAAUUUUAGGCAUGCAGUUGGCUAUUUUGGUAAAUAAAUGUACCUACCUACAUAUUAUGUUAAAAUUGUUAUUACAAAAAUGAACAUGUUUUUUAUUUUACUCCCAAAAAUAGUUGACAAAAAUAAAAUUAUCUAAAUUUUGUAAGUAUGUGUUGAAUAUUUCAGUAACAAUUUUGGUAUUAACCAUUUUUAACAUAUUACUUACAUUUACCAGAAUUCAACUGUACCUUUAAAAUUCCAGGUAGUGGCAUACAGAAAUUGAAAUACAUUUUUCUCUUAUAAGACUGGACAAUGAAAUGUUUUAUUUUAAUUUUUUAUAUAUAGGUAUUAUAUCAAUUAAUUCUAGUCAUUAAAUUGAGACAUUUAAAAAAGGUGUUAUUUUUUCAAUAUAAAUUAUGAAUAAUUUAAAUAAAUUAUUG